GUGAUGGAUCCUGGUCUCGGUUGAACCAGAGACUACGGCAGUCGUUGCAAGCGAUCAGAAAUCAGAACAUUUCCUGCCAUAUCAAGCUGUGAGCGCCGGCGAUAUUAGAGUAGGAUUGUGCGAUUCCACUUCUCCAUUUGUACGUCGUUCGGCCUUCGUAUGCUGCGGUUUGCUUUUCGUCGUGGCCAUUUCUUCGUUGCUGCUUCGGCUUCGCGUGUUUCGCUUUGAACGAGUGGCUAAAGAAGCUGCUGCGCCUCCUUCGACGACGUCGGAUUGGAAGUCAAAACGGGAUUCGCUCGCUGCGAAGAACCCGUUAGCUCCAUCGUUGUGUGCUGGUAUAGCAUCAAGUCCCCUGAACUCAUUCUGCGACUAUGAAUUACCUUAUUGGAGCAUUCAAGUCCCCAUGCAACAUUAAGAUUACGUUUUCUGAUUCCAAAACACGAAAGCAGGUUUCAAUAAAAAAGGAAAAUGGCCAGACAACGAUGGUUCCUCUCUUCCAAAGUCAAGAAACAAUAGCGGGAGAGGUAUCCAUUGAACCUUUUCAUGGAAAAAAGGUUGAGCAUAUUGGUGUUAAGGUUGAGCUUCUUGGUCAGAUAGAGUUGUAUUUUGACAGAGGCAACUUUUACGACUUCACUUCUCUUGUGCGUGAAUUAGAUGUUCCUGGUGAGAUAUACGAAAGAAAAGCAUACCCGUUUGAGUUCUCUACUGUUGAAAUGCCUUAUGAGUCAUACAAUGGGGUUAAUGUGAGAUUAAGGUACAUUUUGAAGGUAACAAUCAGUCGUAAUUAUGUUAGCAAUAUAGUGGAGUACCAGGAGUUUUGUGUGCGCAAUUAUUCAGCCCCUCCUACAAUCAACAACAGCAUCAAGAUGGAAGUUGGAAUUGAAGAUUGUUUGCACAUUGAAUUUGAGUACAAUAAAAGCAAGUAUCAUUUGAAAGAUGUCAUUAUUGGCAAAAUAUAUUUUCUUCUGGUGAGAAUCAAGAUAAAAAAUAUGGAACUUGAGAUUAGACGUCGGGAAUCAACUGGAUCCGGGCCGAAUACAUAUGUGGAGACUGAAACCCUUGCAAAAUUUGAAUUGAUGGAUGGAGCGCCUGUAAGAGGGGAAUCCAUACCUAUCAGAUUGUUCUUGAGCCCAUAUGAGUUGACACCAACCUAUCGCAACAUUAACAACAAAUACAGUGUGAAGUAUUAUCUGAAUCUUGUUCUUGUUGAUGAGGAAGAUCGCCGAUAUUUCAAGCAACAGGAGAUCACUGUGUUUCGUCUCCUUGAGUAACGACUUGGUUUUUUUGCCUGUUCUAUUCUGUGCAGAGCUUUCUCUCAUUCUAAUGGCAUAUUAAGAUCAGCUUAAUUAUGUUUGAAAUGCUUAAUUACUUGUUUGCAAUUAGCUUUUACUUCUUUCUAAUGAAUUUUUUUAAGAUGUAAAGUUCAAACCCUGUAUUCAACCAAGCUUGUUGAGAACUGUGUCAUGUAAAUUGUUAGUUCAUCAAAAAUUUUUUUCUGAUAUUCUAUAUUGCA
This is a messenger RNA of Dendrobium catenatum, 1513 nucleotides long. RefSeq names its product vacuolar protein sorting-associated protein 26B. The transcript has 13 exons. The record is from RefSeq and is a predicted model, not a curated record. Gene Ontology annotation, biological process: intracellular protein transport; retrograde transport, endosome to Golgi. NCBI's taxonomy places the organism in Eukaryota, Viridiplantae, Streptophyta, Magnoliopsida, Asparagales, Orchidaceae. The coding region runs from base 372 to 1271 and encodes 299 amino acids. Gene Ontology annotation, cellular component: retromer complex; endosome.